Phytophthora nicotianae INRA-310 is the source of this 1181-nucleotide messenger RNA. RefSeq lists its product as hypothetical. The transcript is spliced from 2 exons. Gene Ontology annotation, cellular component: cytoplasm. Bases 31 to 981 code for a protein of 316 amino acids. Gene Ontology annotation, molecular function: methyltransferase activity. The record is from RefSeq and is a predicted model, not a curated record. Gene Ontology annotation, biological process: N-terminal protein amino acid methylation. NCBI's taxonomy places the organism in Eukaryota, Oomycota, Peronosporomycetes, Peronosporales, Peronosporaceae.
AUUUUAUGUCAAGGUAACAAUUGCUUUUUGAUGGCGACUUGUGCAGUCGCAACCGACGCCAAUGCGUCCGUGGCCGAUGCAACACCUCUGCUUCUGCCUCGAUCCCGACGCAGUUGCUCGCCUGUCGACUGGAAAGAGCUGCGCUCAAUCGCCACCGAAGUACAGCGGGCGCUCGAUGCGUCCGACAAGAUCGAGCCCCAUGAAGAGUUCGAGAGCGUGUUCGCGAUGUGGCAGGCAGAAUUAGGCGAUGCGCCCAAUAACAUCGACGAAGAGAAUGUAGAGGAGGCAGCAACCCAGCAACCCAGGAAAGAGCUCACCUGGUACGCCAGUGCUCACAAGUACUGGGACGACGAGGCCAAUUGCCCCUUGACAGACAACGGCGUUCUGGGAGGAUUCGCUCACGUCUCAGGUGUCGAUAUCCGCGAGUCCAGGCGGUUCCUCAAGCACGUUCGAGACACGGUGCGACCCGAGUGGGUCUGUAAUGCAGCAGCGGACUGUGGCGCCGGCAUCGGUCGCGUGAGUAAACUGCUGCUACUGCCCAUGUUCGACCAUGUGGACAUGGUGGAACAGAGUCCAAGACUGCUACGAGGUGUACCGCAGUAUCUUGGAGCGGACGAGACUCUGCGAGCUCGUGUGAGGGACCUGUACUGCAUGGGGCUGCAGGACUUUGAACCGGCGGCUGCAAGCUAUGACCUCAUCUGGAUGCAGUGGGUGCUGGUGCAUCUCACAGAUCUCGACCUCGUACGGUACUUGAAGCGAUGCAAGAAGGCUCUCACCCCGAACGGCUUUAUUGUGAUCAAGGAGAACGUUUUUCAGACUUCUGAGCCCUACGACCUCGACCGGGACGACAGCAGCAUCACACGCUCUGCUGUGUAUUACAAGAGUAUUUUCCAACAGGCUGGACUCACGUUGCUCGCGGAGCGGAGACAACGACACUUUCCGGAAGAACUCUAUCCGGUUAAAAUGUACGCGCUAGCUUAGCAGCAAAAUUCGACUGUGUGUCCAUUCUAUCUAAGCCUUCAGUCCUGCCAGCACUUUGUCGAGCUGCUUGCGGUCGGAGACGUACACAACGUCUUUGGAUUUCACCUUGGAUUUGGUCUUGGAUUUCGCUUUCUUUGCUGUGUCGUUACUGCCCGUCACCCGUUCAGUUGGUACUAGUGCCAGCUUAGUCGCCUUGUCAC